AAGAGAGAGAGAGAAAGAGAGAGAGAGAGAGAGAGAGAGAAAGAAAGUGAUAGAAGACAGAAGUUAGAAGAAAGAGAAACACGGAAAUUACAGACGGACAAGUGUCUUUUAUCAAAGUGUUACAAGUUAUUAUAUUUAUUUCAUUCUUCGACGGACAUUUAAAGAAUCAAAGAUGCCGAACAUUAAAUUACAAAGUUCUGAUGGCGAGGUAUUCGAAGUGGACGUAGAUAUUGCAAAAUGUUCAGUAACCAUUAAAACAAUGUUGGAGGAUUUAGGUAUGGACGAGGACGAAGAAGAAGUUGUACCUUUGCCCAAUGUUAAUUCUGUUAUUCUAAGGAAAGUAUUACAAUGGGCAACUUAUCAUAAAGAUGAUCCACCUCCACCAGAGGAUGAUGAAAAUAAAGAGAAACGUACAGAUGAUAUUAGCUCAUGGGAUGCUGACUUCUUAAAAGUUGAUCAGGGUACUCUUUUUGAAUUAAUUUUGGCAGCUAACUAUCUUGAUAUUAAAGGAUUGUUAGAUGUAACAUGCAAGACUGUUGCCAAUAUGAUUAAAGGCAAAACCCCAGAAGAAAUUCGUAAGACUUUCAACAUAAAGAACGAUUUUACGGCAUCGGAGGAAGAACAGGUUCGCAAGGAAAAUGAAUGGUGCGAGGAGAAAUAAGCCAAAGGAUAUCAUAUUUUUAAAUAUUUAAUUUUAGUGUUUUUCAAUUUUUAAUUAAAAUUUUUUGUUUUUUUUUUCCUUUCCUCAAACUCAUUUCUUUUCUUUUUUUUUUCUUUUUUGUUUCUUUUUUCUAAUCCUGUUACCUUCUAAUAAAAUAUUUUGGUAUCAAGUACACACAAUAAUCGAUAGGAAACAAUGGUUCCAUCCAAAUGCUUAGAUAAUAUAUGAUAAACUUGAUAUGAUUUAUUUGUCCAUAUUAAAUAGCAAAUAUUAAUGAAAUUUCUAUACGCUGUA
This is a messenger RNA of Vespa velutina, 955 nucleotides long. It is a transcript of the gene SkpA, whose product is annotated as S-phase kinase-associated protein 1. Gene Ontology annotation, cellular component: nucleus; cytoplasm. NCBI's taxonomy places the organism in Eukaryota, Metazoa, Arthropoda, Insecta, Hymenoptera, Vespidae. Bases 173 to 661 code for a protein of 162 amino acids. The record is from RefSeq and is a predicted model, not a curated record. Gene Ontology annotation, molecular function: cullin family protein binding. The transcript is spliced from 3 exons. Gene Ontology annotation, biological process: SCF-dependent proteasomal ubiquitin-dependent protein catabolic process.